Molecule: messenger RNA, 1183 nt
Organism: Eruca vesicaria subsp. sativa (arugula)
Lineage: Eukaryota; Viridiplantae; Streptophyta; Magnoliopsida; Brassicales; Brassicaceae
Source: the annotation of a GenBank genome assembly
CAAUAAAAUCUGUUGAAUGGUUUUGUAAUUCACAUUUUGGCUAAAUAAUAGAAUGAGUGGAUCCGAGAAUUAAGGGAGGAGGAGAAGUUACAAUUUUUUUUUCCAUCAGUGAAUUUCCAUUACUACCAUAAGAAAGAUACAUGGUGAAACACUAAAGCCGGCGGAAAACAUGGAUAUCCCUAGAAACUAAACCCAAACAGGGGAGCUAUAACCCAAACAUACGGGUCUCUUGUACGAAAUACUGGAACAUCAACUAACCUCUUACAUUACUUCAAAAAUCCAGAAGUUAAACAUCAGUAGAUAACAGAACAAAGACUUAAUUGCCUAUGAUUAGCCGGAUAUCUUACUACGAACUGAGUAAGAGAACACGCAACGCUGGUCAUGAAAAGCAGAGACCACAUCUGAACCUCCUGUUCGAGAUGACAACACCAGACCACAAAGACCUCAUCUGAACCACUUGUUCACGAUGACAACAACCAAACCACAACUCCAUAACCCAAGCACAUAACCAGGGGGAAACAACACCCGAGAAAUUCCAUCUUCAAUCGCUCCUUCAUCUGGACACCUUCACACUUCAACCUCAUUUUAUUGCUUCACGAGUUGAAGCCACCGAGGAACAGACGACCAAAAGAAAACCAGGAACACUUAUUUUAAAGAGCGAGAAGAGGAUACCUUUAAAAUAGGGCGAUGAAGAUAUGAUGUGAACCUAACUUUAUCUCAAAACCCAAAAACCUUCAACUGCUCUCACAACACCUUGUAACUGCUACACCGUUGCAGACUCAAAGACAACCAAGACUAACUCUAAAACCCAAGACAGAUUAACCGGAUUCAACCCCUAACAAAGAAUCGCAACACUACCCAAAAUCGCAUCACAACAGAGACACCAAGGCUUGGACUUUUACCUCGCUAAGAGACGCAGAUGGAGACCGGAGAAAGGAACAAACCUUUAACACCGACUACAAACACUCUACGCACCCAGAACUACAAGAGGACCACAGAUCUGAGAUACCAAGUGUUCUAUCAGACACUCUUCAGAACACGGGACAUGGGAGCAACUCUAGAAAGAAAGAGGAGAAGAGAUCUAAGAGAAGAAAGGGAGAAGACACAGAUUCAAGGACGAGACCCGGCGACUGCGAGAGACGGCGGCCACCAAAAUAGGUUUUCUCACGAGAGCGUUUUCUGA